Molecule: messenger RNA, 1920 nt
Organism: Neoarthrinium moseri
Lineage: Eukaryota; Fungi; Ascomycota; Sordariomycetes; Amphisphaeriales; Apiosporaceae
Exons: 2
Coding region: 1-1920 (639 amino acids)
Source: RefSeq, a predicted model, not a curated record
AUGAGCGGGUUGCAAACACCUGCAUCUAUCGGCCAGGACAAGGACGGGUUCUGCAUCGAAAAGGAUGGAUGGUUCAGCGAGUGGUGCGCCAAGAUAACGUUUCCCGCACUGAAAAACUCGGCUGAGAGGUGCUUAAUCUGCUCCGCUCUCUUACGCAGAGCCAAACAAUACGCAGUAGCAGAGUCCGGCCCAGAAGAAACCAUCAAUCUUAAGUUUCAUUUUGUUCAGCUAGGGUCCGGCAUUGAUGAUGCCGGCCUUACCAUCCAAGGGAAAGCAGAAAGCACGCGGCACUUCCGCGUGGAGUUUCGGGUUGAAAAUGUCACCCGGCAGCGAAGGAUCAUAGCACCAGUCAGCGGCGAUAGCACAGGAAGCAUUGAGGCACUGCGAUUUGUCGAAGGGCUUUUGCAGACCUGUCACGCGGCACAUACGAAGUGCGGUCGUCUGGCCAUGAAAACAGCCUGGUAUCCUACGCGGCUAAUUGAGAUUGCUCGGACUGGACCUCGCCUUCUUGUCACGAGAGACGUGGAGCCAGCGGGACCUUAUGCCACUCUCAGUCACCGAUGGGGUAGUAGCAAGAUGUUCCGAUGUCUACAAGGGAAUUUUAACGAACUCCGGAAUAAGCUACCACUUGAAGCGUUGCCAACAACUUUCAAGCAAGCUUUUGAUGUGAUUAAAGCCCUGGGUAUCACGUAUAUAUGGAUCGACUCAGUCUGCAUUAUACAGGAUUCUAAGGAGGAUUGGGCACACGAAGCACACACUAUGACUUCAGUUUACCAACAAGCGCAGAUCAACAUCGCAGCGACAUGGUCAUUGGACGACGAACCUGCAUUGUUCAACAAGCGCUCGUCAAAGCACUUGAUUUCUGAUCUGUUUCACGUGUCGAAUGGACACUUAUCGGGGAUGUUUCAAGCUGCCGAAUCCAUUCUGGAUACGGCAGCUUGGGACGCCGAACUCGAGGAGGCGCCUCUCAACAGACGGGGUUGGGUCCUUCAAGAGCGUAUACUCUCGCCGCGCUCAAUCCACUUUUUGUCAAAUCAGAUUAUUUGGGACUGUGCCGAAGCAUCCGCCGCGGAGACUUUACCUUCUGGCGAGAUGAUUCGUCGGCGACUCUUGACGGUCAACAUAGGCCCCAAGCGAAGUAUGGCGUCUUUGAAUUCUACAAAUACGCGUGACGAAGCGAUAUACCAGUGGGUGGCGAUAGUGGUAACUUACACCUGUUGCCAGCUAGCUUAUGGUUCCGACAAAUUCAUUGCCUUGAACGGAGUGAAAGACUGGAUUGCCCCUUACAUUGAGUCGGAAUACCAUUAUGGGCUCUGGAGGCUGCAUAUGGAGGUUCAACUUUGCUGGCGCUCAAGAACCCUGCAGAACUUCGAGGCGAAUCGAAACUCUAUUGCCCCGUCCUGGUCAUGGGCUUCUGUUGACGGACCUAUUGAAAUACACUCACCACCCACGCACUACUACACCUACACCCUGUUGGCGGGUGUAGUCACCGUGUAUUCGCAAGACCGCUCUGAUACAGGACAGCUUCACGUUGGCGUGCUCCACCUUCAGUGCUUCUUGUGUAAGGUCGCGGUCGAAAGUGGAUUGAAAGGAAUUUUUCUGGACGGUGCAGAAAAGAAGUGCUCGCAGGAGUUGGUUAUGGACACCCCUGGCGAGUGUGUCGACGCGGAUGGAGUGGCGUACUAUGUCGCGCCCAUUUAUGAAACAGAAAUUCAGGCUGCGGGGGUAUCAGGCAUUUACAACAUGAAGGGAAUUGUGUUGAAGACUUGUGACAAGGUACCAGCUGAUCAGCCAUUUGUGCGUUGUGGUCAUGUCUCGCUUUCGUCACGGCCCGAUCUCCAUGGGGCCGACUAUUCGAACGACUGGCGGAGUCUAUUACCAACGGCAACAGAGAAUCAACGAGUUAUCGUUAUAGUGUAG